Molecule: messenger RNA, 936 nt
Organism: Pseudonaja textilis
Lineage: Eukaryota; Metazoa; Chordata; Lepidosauria; Squamata; Elapidae
Product: olfactory receptor 1L4-like
Biological process (GO): G protein-coupled receptor signaling pathway
Cellular component (GO): membrane
Molecular function (GO): G protein-coupled receptor activity; olfactory receptor activity
Source: RefSeq, a predicted model, not a curated record
AUGAUGAACGCAGAAGAGAAGAAUCAAACCAUCUCUGCUGGAUUCAUCCUCCUGGGUUUCUCCUCUUCACCAGACCACCAAGGGGUUCUCUUUCCCCUCUUCCUCUGUAUGUACCUGCUUUGUCUCCUAGGAAACCUCUUGAUAAUCUUGCUGAUCUUCUCCAGUACCAAUCUCCUCCACGCUCCCAUGUAUUUCUUCCUCUGUCACUUGUCACUGGCUGACCUUGGAUUUAGUUCGGCUGCAAUACCUAAAUUGCUAUACAACUUAGCGACCCAAACAAAAGCAAUAUCCUAUAUUGGUUGCCUGACACAGAUGUAUUUUUUUGUGAGUUUUGCUGCCACAGAUAACUUUCUCCUGGCCUCCAUGGCAUAUGACCGCUAUGUAGCCAUCUGCCACCCCUUGCACUACUCCAGAGUCAUGAGCUUCAAGUGCUGCCUUCUGUUAGCUGCUGGCUGCUGGCUCCUGGCUCAUUCCCAUGCCUUGUUAUACAUCCUGUUGGUAUCUAAUUUUACCUUCUGUGCUUCCCGAGAAAUCCCCCAUUUUUUCUGUGACGUCCACCCUUUAUUGAAAAUCACUUGUUCGGACAUCUCCAUCGUUGAUAAGCUUCUUGUCAGCGAAGGGACAGCAAUUGUCCUUGGGCCUCUGCUUCUCAUUCUUUUCUCUUAUGUCUUCAUUGUCCUGAAGGUGGUGAAGCUUCCAUCUAAGGCCAAAAAGUACAAAGCUUUCUCCACUUGCAGUGCCCAUUUCACCACCAUGGCUUUGUUCUAUGGCACGGUGAUAGGCACCUACCUCCGCCCAUCAUCUUCCUAUUCUGGUUUGAGGCUGAGAGUGGCAUCAAUCUUCUAUACAGUAGUCACUCCUAUGCUCAAUCCUUUCAUCUACAGCCUGAGGAACAGUGAGAUACAUGCAGCCAUAAAGAGGCUAAUAAAGAGGAAA